Molecule: messenger RNA, 693 nt
Organism: Psilocybe cubensis
Lineage: Eukaryota; Fungi; Basidiomycota; Agaricomycetes; Agaricales; Agrocybaceae
Exons: 2
Coding region: 1-693 (230 amino acids)
Molecular function (GO): protein binding
Source: RefSeq, a predicted model, not a curated record
AUGUCCCUUUUAUCACAGACAGACAUUAAAAUCGUCCUCUUCGCUGUGCCUGAUAUUACGGCUUCGAGAUAUCCAUUGUUGACGUUGCAUUUCUCUGCCACACAUACUCAAAGGGCUGGUUUCAUGAAGAAGAGAUCACAACCAAUACGAAAGUUGCCCCAACAUUGGCCAUCCCAUUUGCGAUACAUUACUGUUUCUCAUCACCACUCAUCAGUGACACCUUCAAUACUGGCACAUAUUAAAGCUCCUUUGAAUGAAAAAGGCGUUAAUUCCAAACCUGCCGGUCGACCAAAGGUAGUCAUCAAGGGCAUACGCAACACAUCCCAUCCUGCCAAUGGCCAAUUUGGUUUGUUUGCGGCGCAAAAGAUAGCACCCAGAACCCACAUUCUUGAUUACAUCGGCGAAAUACAUUGCGAUGAACGACCUGAUUCGGACUACGAUCUAUCUCUCUGUCGACUGCCAGAUGGCAUAAGCAUCGGAAUUGAUGCCAGUGCAAUGGGUAAUGAGGCCCGUUUCGUAAAUGACUACAGAGGUAUAUCAGAUAGACCAAACGCCAUUUUCCUCGAAGGAAGUACGCCCUCCGCAGAAAUGACGAUAGCCAUUUGGUCGUCUAGUGAAGAAAUAAAAAAAGGCCAGGAGAUCUUAGUGUCGUAUGGAAAAUCGUGGUGGCAAUGGCGGACAAAUAUUGAAUGA